Molecule: messenger RNA, 858 nt
Organism: Manihot esculenta (cassava)
Lineage: Eukaryota; Viridiplantae; Streptophyta; Magnoliopsida; Malpighiales; Euphorbiaceae
Product: GTP cyclohydrolase 1
Exons: 2
Coding region: 1-693 (230 amino acids)
Biological process (GO): tetrahydrofolate biosynthetic process; tetrahydrobiopterin biosynthetic process
Cellular component (GO): cytoplasm
Molecular function (GO): GTP binding; zinc ion binding; GTP cyclohydrolase I activity
Source: RefSeq, a predicted model, not a curated record
AUGGGUAGCUUGGAUGAGGAGAAUUUCAAUGUGGAGCUUGAGAGUGGAGCGAAAUUCGACUACACUAAGCUGGGACUUGAAGAACAACCAGAGACUUUAGCUAUUCAGAAUGCUGUGACAGUUCUAUUGAAAGGUCUUGGCGAGGAUAUUAACAGAGAAGCUCGCUCUUCUUGUAGGAUCUUAAAUUUUUUUUUACCCUGUCCAUUAAAAUCCAUAACUGCACCAUCCAACCCAGGAAUGGUCGCUGCAGCGGCCUCGAUUCUUAGCUCUUUGGGAGAAGACCCAUUGAGGAAAGCGCUUGUUGGAACUCCUAGUCGUUUCGUGAAGUGGUUGAUGAACUUCCAGAAUACAAAACUGGAGAUGAAGUUGAAUGGCUUUUGUUGCGGCCGGACAGAUACCCUUAAAGCCAAUGGAGAUAUCAGCGGACGCAAUGAAGAACAAAUACAUUCUGAGUUGAACUUGUCGUUCUGGUCUCAGUGCGAGCAUCAUUUACUACCCUUUUAUGGAGUUGUACAUAUCGGUUACUUCCAAGUGCAGGAAAGGCUUACUCGGCAGAUUGCAGAGACUGUUUCAUCAAUUUUAGGAGGAGAUGUGAUGGUGGUUGUGGAGGCUGAACAUACUUGCAUGAUUUCUAGAGGUGUUGAGAAGUUCGGAAGUAAUACAGCUACAAUUGCUGAACUGGGUCGAUUCUGAACAGAUCCAGUUGCAAGGGCCAUGUUUUUGCAGAGCAUUCCAAAUCCUACUACUUCUGGAGGAUUACAGUAAAAUAAUUUUUGACAGAUGGUUUUGUUGACCACUGAGCCAAGAUAAGAUGGUUGAUAUAUGAAUAAAGCAAUAAGUGAGGUUUCUAUCUCAUGA